UAUACGUUUAUUAUUUUAUUAAUCUAUCCAAAUUCAGAUAUCGCGCUUCAAUCAAACACCACCGGAACCACCGAUGUUGCAUUCCGCACCCCACCUCCUCCUCUCCUCCUCAUCCGCCGUUCUCCUCCCUUCUUUCUCCCUCCUUCCGAAUAGCCGUUUCGUCAGAGUACCUAACAAACCCUACUCUCUUUCACAACAAUAUUCGACCAGGCCUCUUGCCCCAUUGCUAGCUCAACUCCCCGAUGCGGCCUCGCCUGAAGAAGGACCCAUCGAACUCCCCUUCUCUAUACCGUCAUUUAUCUCCACCGACGAUGACCCUACCACUCUCCAAGUCGCCACCAGCGUUCUCCUCACCGGCGCCGUCUCCAUCUUCCUCUUUCGCUCCCUCCGUCGCCGUGCAAAGCGCGCCAAAGAACUGAAAUUUAGGUCUACAGGAGUAGAAACUAAAAAGACUUUGAAGGAGGAGGCACUUGAGAGUUUAAAAGCAAUGACGCCGGUUGAGGCAAAUGCUCCUCCGUCGCCUCUUCAGGCGUUGCUGGGAGGUUUAUCUGCCGGAAUUAUUGCAAUUAUUCUUUAUAAAUUCACCACCACCAUUGAAGCUUCUCUGAAUCGUCAAACCAUUUCUGAUAAUUUUUCGGUCAGACAAAUCACUAUAACCAUAAGGACUAUUAUAAAUGGUAUAUGCUACCUUGCCACAUUUGUUUUUGGCAUCAACGCAGUAGGGUUAAUACUCUACUCGGGUCAACUCGGUCUCAACUCAAUAAUGGGAGAUUCUCCAAGUGAAAAAAUUCAGAACAAGGAAGAAACACAAUCAAACUCCAAUCAGACGGAAACAAACAUAAAUGAUGAAGAUCAAAGCAGGCAACAGUGAGAUAAUAGUAUUUGAAGUUUGUUUGUAGUUUCUGUGUAUACCAUAUUUUUCAUUAUUAUAUAUCAUUAAUCAUUAAUUUUGACAACGUUGGUAGCAUCAUAUAUUCUUUUCUUUUUUACCAUAGCAUUGUACUUAGAAGAAUUCGUCUAAUUAUAAGCAAUGUUAUUAGAAUCCAAGCGACUUUUAUAUAGAUUUUUCAAAAGUAGAAUGUCUUAAUAAGAAAAUUAAAAUGAAAGCAUAAUGUUAUAAUUGGGUGAAUCUUCUAAGGAAUCAUGCUAUAACGAGAAAAAAGAAUAUAGAAGCAUAAUGCUACAACGGAAAUAAAUGAAUGUAUAAUUGUAUAAUACACAAAUAAAUUCAAAUAUUUGUUAUUUCUUACAUCUAUCUCUACUUUUUUAACG
This is a messenger RNA of Lactuca saligna, 1272 nucleotides long. Lineage: Eukaryota; Viridiplantae; Streptophyta; Magnoliopsida; Asterales; Asteraceae. The record is from the annotation of a GenBank genome assembly.